Messenger RNA from Kickxella alabastrina, 2146 nucleotides. RefSeq lists its product as uncharacterized. NCBI's taxonomy places the organism in Eukaryota, Fungi, Kickxellomycota, Kickxellomycetes, Kickxellales, Kickxellaceae. Gene Ontology annotation, molecular function: translation initiation factor activity; RNA binding. Gene Ontology annotation, biological process: formation of translation preinitiation complex; translational initiation. The transcript has a single exon. The coding region runs from base 133 to 2064 and encodes 643 amino acids. The record is from RefSeq and is a predicted model, not a curated record.
GUGCACUCCUUAAUAAAAACAACUAAAAAGAGCCAACAAUUCAAUUUUUUAUAUUUUUCUUUUCUCUCUUCCCAACACGCAAAUUCAAACAUUAUAAUACACGCAAUUUACCACUUUUUUUAUCACUUACAAAUGUUUAAAAAGCAGUUCCAAACAAAACCUCGCACGCCGCUAAAAUCGUCGGUGUGCAGACGGCUAGUACAAGAGUCCAAGGAGAGCUUUCCAGCAGCGUGGGCUUUGGUAGAGUCAGAGCAUUCGAUUGAAGCUGAAACUGACGUCGAGGCCAAUGCCGAGACAGAAACUGAAAGCGUUGAUGUCAAGACUGAGCACGGGGACAAGGCUGCGGGAUUCGGUUCUCAGGCACUACGGCCCAUGCCAAGCAAGUUGCAAAUGGCUAAGUUUAUCUCUCAUAUUGGCGAGAAGGGUGAGAUAUACUACGAUAGCACUGGGAAUCCCCUGUGGCUGAAGACAGAGCUUUACGGGUGCGCGAAGACGCAGCGGCUAGUUCCGACCGUGUACACGCAGUGGCGGUUUUCUGACAUGAUGCCGAUCCUGUGGACAUGGCCGCAGGUCGUCGAAAAGCUGAUCAAUGGCGCAGACCUGAUGGUUCCGGGGCUAAUUGUGCCGCAGGACGGGCUUCCCGAUUUGAAAAGCGGGACCAUCGUGGCUAUAUGUUGUCCUGGGAAUUUGGCGGCGCAGGCAGUCGGCGUCCUGACUUUUGACACGAAGGACGUGCACAGCGUCAUUGGUGCCAAGGGGAAAGCAGUAUUGAUCACCCACACAUACAAGGACCAUUUGUGGGAGUCUGGAAGCAAAGCCAAGCUGCCUGAGAUAGCGAUAGCAGUCGCGGCGCUGGAGGACGACGAACUGCUGUCAGGCGAGAAACACAUUGGCGAUGACGACUGUGCUGAGCAGAUCGAGCAUAGUUGUGGUGUCACCCUGGGCGGCGAACAGGACGAGCACAUCGUCGAGCUGUCGCCGUCUGAGAUGGAUGGGCUGCUGAUGGAGGUAUUGAAGCAAAUAAUGGCGACAGUGCUAGACGCGAACCACGCGACCGGCCUGCUGCCAAUCAAUGCGUCGACAGUGUACUCGAACUAUAUGGUGCCCAACGCGCCGCGGGGCAAAGAAGUGGACAUCAAGCGGUCGUCGUAUAAGAAGCUGGCCAAGUUUCUCAAGGCCGCCGAGAAGCACGGGCUGAUCAAACUCAAGGAUAUCCGUGGCGAGACGCACAUAAAGUCGUUCGACUGGGCGCAUCGCGACAUGGCCACAUUCCAGCCGUACAAGGUGCCGCGUAUCAAGAGUGACAGGCCGGCGGCUGAGUCUAGUGCUGCUUUUGGGGCUGCUGCCGGGGUCACCGCCUCUUCAGGCACAAGUGCGAGUGAGGCGCAUUCGGGUGGCUCUGGGAUGAUCCAGAUAAUUGAGUUAUUCAAGCCGUCACACGCGCUGGCGCCCCUGUUCGAGGAUGUUGGCGCACAAUCGGAAUCGGGGUUUUUGAGCCGGCAGCAGGCGCGCGCGGUGCUAGAGCAGUACAUCAAGGACAGUAACCUGGUAGAUCCCAAGAACCCGCGCAUGAUUAAGCUGGACCACCGGCUGUGUGACGGCUUGCUGACAAAGGAGGAGUACUCCAAGAUGAACGCAAUGCCGCGCGACAAGCUGCAGGCUCGCCUACAGGAGAAAAUGACGUUGUACACACAGGUCAUGGUGCCAGGGCAGACGCCGGGCGCGCCAAAGAUUGGCAGCCCGGCAGCUGUGGAGAUUGUGUGCGAGAAGAAAAUGGGAAAUAAAGUCGUGACGCGCAUCGCCGGGUUGGAGGCCUACGGCGUCGACCCAGCAGUCAUUGCCAAGGAGCUGCGCAUUGUCUGCGCAUCGAGCACUGGUAUUGACUCGAUCCCCGGGAAGAAGAACGCGCAGUCGGUGCUCGUGCAGGGCCACCAAGUUGCUGCAGUUACAAAGCUGCUUGAAAGGCACGGGCUGCCAUCGCAGCUGCUCAAGGUGACUGACAAGUCGGGCAAGGCGGUCAAGAAGCAAGGCGCAGGCGCAAGCAUGGGCAAGGCAGCAAUAUAGUGAAAAUCAUUUUGUACUAAAUGUUUUGUUCACAAAGUUAUCUAUUUCAAUUUCGCUGCCCUUGAUCGAUGCAAAUAUGAUU